Molecule: messenger RNA, 2109 nt
Organism: Xylaria bambusicola
Lineage: Eukaryota; Fungi; Ascomycota; Sordariomycetes; Xylariales; Xylariaceae
Product: KH domain-containing protein
Exons: 2
Coding region: 166-1620 (484 amino acids)
Biological process (GO): regulation of RNA metabolic process; regulation of gene expression
Cellular component (GO): nucleus; cytoplasm
Molecular function (GO): mRNA binding
Source: RefSeq, a predicted model, not a curated record
UGCAUUCCGCCCCGAGCCCUUACACCUGCACGUUUUCCUACGAAGAAACCUCAAGGUGUAGAUAAGAAAGAUUCGAUAAUCAAUUUCAAUCAAUAUUCCGGCAAUUUAAGGCGUAUCUCACAGAAAAUCAUCGUGUGACAAUCUCUUCAGCAGAUUUAGGACAAAAUGUCUGCCUCUCCGACUCAGCCGACCAACCCAGCGAAGCGUCCACUGGAGGAUGCAUCUUCGCCUUCUCGCUCUAAUGACCAGCCCGAAGCCAAACGACCAGCACUUGACAAGGUCAUUCAUGUCGAUCAUGAGGAAGAGAAACCCAAAAUUGCAGAGAGUAAUGGCGAUAGUGUGCCAGACGCAACGGAUGCCAACGGUACAUCUAAAACAACUACUCAUGAUAAGCCCGUAGUCAAAGACGAGCAAGGGGAUACUAUUGUGGGUGAUGCCAAUGAUUCUAAGGCUGGCACAGCCGUCCCUGCCGUUGUAACGGGUACAGCAUCAGUACCCACAGCAACUCCAGCCAAUGUUGCAGAUGAAACUGCAUGGAUUCACGUGAGAGCGGUCAUCUCGAGCCCGGAGGCUGCCACUAUCAUUGGCAAGGGUGGUGAGAAUGUAUCCAAUAUUCGAAAGUUAUCUGGUGCCAAGUGCACUGUCAGUGACUACCAGAAGGGUGCUGUAGAACGAAUUUUGACCGUCAGCGGCGUUGUUGAUGCUGUUGCUAAGGCCUUUGGCUUGAUUAUUCGCACACUGAACAACGAGCCUCUGGAUGAACCUUCGAGCGCGCAGUCCAAGACAUAUCCGCUACGCCUGUUGAUCCCACACGUGCUAAUCGGUUCAAUCAUUGGCAAAGGUGGCGUACGUAUUCGUGAGAUUCAAGAUGCCUCAGGUGCCCGGCUUAAUGCCUCGGAUUCUUGCCUUCCCCUAUCAAGUGAACGCUCCCUUGUUGUCAUGGGAGUAGCAGAUGCUGUGCAUAUUGCGACUUACUACGUUGGUAGCACUCUUCUCGAACAGCUCAACGAACGAUUUGGAGGUCCAGCAGCCUCAGCCUACGCAACCCGAAGCGGUGGUCCGGCUGGUGCUGUGCCAGGAGGAAUGCAAGUAAUCCCAUACAGUCCACAGCAAGCAGGAGGUAACUAUGGCCACCGUGAAAACUAUGGAAGACGUCCUGAUCCCCGAUCCCAACACUACCCCCCAGCGCCAUACGCUCAGCCAUACCCGCAUGCACCCGCGCCCCAUGCCAACCCCAAUGUCGCCAUGCACUAUCCCCCUCAGGCUAGUGGAUAUGGUGCUGCCCCGCACAUGCCUCCCCACCAACAAGGUGGUCACGUUGCUGGCCCUCAGCAUCAUAGUGGCCCUCCAGCUCAGCCUAUGCAAGGUGGUAUGGCAGGUACACCGCUAACUCAACAGAUCUAUAUUCCGAACGAUAUGGUUGGUGCAAUUAUCGGCAAGGGUGGUUCCAAGAUCAACGAAAUACGAACAAUCAGCGGUAGCGUCAUCAAAAUCAACGAACCCCAAGACAACAGUAACGAGCGACUUGUGACCAUCACAGGGACGGAAGAGUGUAAUAGAAUGGCACUUUAUAUGCUAUACUCUCGACUUGGUGAGCUGAAGAACCAAAAAGCGGCUUAACUAAUGCCGACUUAAUCUACCUUCAUCGCGAGGACAAGGCUAAUCCUCGCUCCUCCAUCCAGAAAGCGAGAAACACCGCAUCUAAAAUGUCACAGCCCUCUCAUUGCCUUCCGAGCUCCCCGGCACGAUUUAUAUUUUCUCCAGCGCCACGCUUUUGUCGUCGUCGUAACUGCUAACGUGGCUCUUAAGCUUCUUGUCCUGGAAGGGAGGUAAUGGCGGUAGUUGGCGUCAAGGUUUGGUCUCGGACUGUUUCCAUAUUUCUACAAGGUUAUUGUCAAAAAAGGUUCGGUUUGGCUGGGACAGGGGAAAGUUGCCAGCUAUUUGGUAUGAAGACAGGUUGAUUAUCUGAGGGCAUUAUGGUAGCCCUUUAAUCUUUUUUAGAUGACACUUCAUCACAUUACACUUAUGCUUUAGUCCCUACUUCACAGUCUACCGCGUGCCCCACUCGUGUCCUAACCGUUCAAUCAUCCCUUCUCUAGGCCUGGAUCU